Trichophyton benhamiae CBS 112371 is the source of this 1377-nucleotide messenger RNA. RefSeq lists its product as uncharacterized. Lineage: Eukaryota; Fungi; Ascomycota; Eurotiomycetes; Onygenales; Arthrodermataceae. The record is from RefSeq and is a predicted model, not a curated record. Gene Ontology annotation, biological process: transmembrane transport. The transcript is spliced from 5 exons. The coding region runs from base 1 to 1377 and encodes 458 amino acids. Gene Ontology annotation, molecular function: transmembrane transporter activity. Gene Ontology annotation, cellular component: fungal-type vacuole membrane.
AUGCAUUCCCCCGAUACACAUCAAGUAUCUUCGGAGAAAAAAGGGUUCACUACUGCAGAUACAACUCCCGUUCAUACGCCGUUGGAAACAAGCCGUCGUAACUCUGAAUGUUAUCAGCGCGGAGAAGAUUCCGUAUCAGAAAAGGAUCAAGUAGAUGGCGGUCUCAGGGCAUGGCUUGUCCUCCUCGGUGCCUGGCUAUGCUUUGCCAACUCAUGGGGCAUAACCUCUGUCUUUGGUGUAUUUCAAUCAUACUAUCUGGAAACCGGCAUUCUCGGCCCCUCAUAUUCAGCGUCGUCCAUAUCAUGGAUUGGGUCGAUACAAGCGUUCCUCACUAUGUUUGCUGGUGUCUUCUCAGGCCAUCUUAUGGAUACCGGUUACACGCAACAGGUUCUAUUUGUUGGCACUGGUUUGAUCGUCCUCGGAACCGCGUUACUCUCAGUCUGCAAGGAAUACUACCAGGUCCUCCUUACACAGGGUAUCUGUGUUGGUAUCGGAAGUGGUAUGCUACUUCUUGUAUCAUUAGCGAUGUUGUCGAUGUGGUUCAAAAAGAAAAAGAUGCUUGCUGCAGCUGCAUUCUACAUACCAAUCGUCUUGAGUAAACUGUUUACAACUAUUGGUUUUGCCUGGACUGUUCGAGUAUAUGCGCUUAUCAUACUCCUCACUGCUGGGACAGCAUGUCUGGUGAUGACCCCCAAGAAAGUCGCCUUCAAACAUGGACCGUUGAUCAACGUGAGCUACUUCAAAGAUCUGAAGUUUACUCUGUUUGUCAUUGUCUUAGCUUUCGGUUUCACUAUGGCUGCCAACUACAUUCCUUACUUCUACCUAACGGCCUAUGCAAAGGCUCUAAACGUCAAGUCGGGAACACUGGGCCUCGUCAGCAUUAUAAAUGCUGUCUCAGCCGUCAGCCGCCUCCCUCCCGCCCUCUUAGCCCAUUACAUUGGCGGUGCAAACACUCUCAUCAUCUGCUGUGGACUAUCGACUGUGACCCUCUAUCUAUACACCUUGACCACAUCAACGUUUGGCGGGCUCGUAGCUCUCGCUGCUUGCUACGCCCUGGCCUCAGGCGGAGUUCUCUUCCUACCGCCCAUGAUAUUAUCCAACUUCGCGGGCAAUGACCGUGCACAGUAUGGAACCAUGAUUGGCAUGGGCUAUACAAUUGGCGCCAUAGGCGUAUUGGUCGGUAAUCCAAUUGCCGGUGCCACGAUUAGCGGUUCUGCAACCAAUACAGCAGAAGGAGAAAUAGGAGACAUCGGCAAGGCGCACAGCAAGUACCUGGGCGUCUGGAUCGUCGCGGGAUCUUCCAUGGCUAUUGCCACAGCCCUACAUUUUAGCGCAAGGAUGAUCUGGGUGAAUUGGAAAAUCAAGUCUCGGGUAUAA